This is a messenger RNA of Parastagonospora nodorum SN15, 2886 nucleotides long. RefSeq lists its product as hypothetical. Gene Ontology annotation, biological process: transmembrane transport. Gene Ontology annotation, cellular component: membrane. The transcript is spliced from 3 exons. Gene Ontology annotation, molecular function: ATP hydrolysis activity; ATP binding; ABC-type transporter activity. The coding region runs from base 1 to 2886 and encodes 961 amino acids. The record is from RefSeq and is a predicted model, not a curated record. NCBI's taxonomy places the organism in Eukaryota, Fungi, Ascomycota, Dothideomycetes, Pleosporales, Phaeosphaeriaceae.
AUGGCCGGACAGCUGCACAUGGCCGGGCUGGACCUCUCCGCCGACGACGAUGCUCGCUGGGCCUAUGCCGCCGCACUGCGCAAAACCGUCACGGUGCUGCAGUACGCCUAUCCCAUCUUUAUGCUCGUCUUCUUCCUGGCCGCCUUCACCACCCGCAGCAUUGCCGCCUCUAAUUCUAAUGCUAAUAUCGCCAAACCCACCACCACCGGCCCUGGAGGCAAGCCGCUGCCCGCAACCGACCCGACUCGCAACUUUGUGAAGAGACCCGUCCACGACGACGUCACGCACACGCAGAAGCGCGUCUUCGAAUGGGUCUCCUUUGCCACGGCCCUGACCUUCAUCGGCAACUCAGUCCUGGUCAUUGCCCACUCGCUGGUCAUGAAGAAGGAGCACUGGUGGGCCGGCAAGUCGGUCGUGAUCUACCUUGUGGGCUCCUUCUUCGUCUACUGCCUGUUCCUCAUCUCACUGGUCGACUCGAAGCCCUCGCCAACGGGGGCUCAUCUGGCGACCUGGGCCGCCGCAACUGUCCUCGAAGUCAUCCUCGUCGCCCUGUCCUUUGCAAUCUACACGCAUGCACACAAGGAGCCCACGGCCGGCCGCCCCAGCACGAGGCUGCGCUUCCACAUGACCGAUUGGGAGGCUGCCGAGGUUGCCAUGGACCUGCUCCGUAUCGUGCUGCUGCUCUCUCUCAUUGGAUUCUACAUCGUCUUUGCGGUGAUGCCACAGCGAAAGCGCUCUGAAGAGGCGGGAAGCUCCACGGAGACUACGUCCUUAUUGGGCAAUGGCGCGGAUCGAAAUGGCCACGCGGAGAACGGUCACGCGAACGGCUCCUAUGGCUCGACUCAGCCCGUCGGUGGCAAACACCAGCACACCGAGGGCGCACCUCCAGCCUGGAGCAGACCCACGGGCGCACCUGCACGCAGCUGGUGGGAGUACAUCAAAGGCUACCAUGUCUUUUUUCCCUACCUGUGGCCGUCCAAGGACCGUAAGCUGCAGAUUGUCGUUGUACUCUGCUUUCUGCUUGUCCUAGCGCAGCGCGUAGUCAAUUUGCUCGUCCCAGACCAGAUGGGACACAUUGUGGACCGUCUCGCGCACAAGGAAGAAGGCAGCCCAUGGACCGCCAUCAUCAUCUACAUUUCGUUCCGCUUUUUGCAGGGCAGCAACGGUGUACUUGGCGCAAUGCGGUCUGCACUGUGGAUUCCCGUGUCUCAGUACUCGUAUCGCGAAUUAUCCGUUGCGGCAUUUGAGCACGUGCACAGCCUCAGCCUCGAUUUCCACCUUGGCAAAAAAACGGGCGAGGUCUUGUCUGCACUCGGAAAAGGCAGCUCCAUCAACACCUUCCUGGAGCAGGUGACCUUCCAAGUCGUGCCCAUGCUGAUCGACCUGGCUGUCGCCAUUGGCUACUUCCUGUACAAGUUUGACGCUUACUAUGCGCUUGUGAUCGCCAUUGUCACGUUUUGGUACAUUUAUCUGACUAUUCGUAUGGCGCAGUGGCGUGCUGAGAUUCGUCGCGAAAUGGUCAAUGCCGACAGGGAAGAAGAUGCGGUCAAAAACGACUCCAUGGUCUCCUACGAAACAGUGAAGUAUUUCAACGCCGAAGCUUACGAAUUUAACCGCUACCGUGAAGCUGUGCAGAAGUACCAAAACGCCGAGUACAAGGUCAUGUUCUCGCUCAACAUCAUGAACAUUACUCAAAACAUGGUUUUCAUGACCGGUUUACUUGUGACCUGCUUCAUAGCAGCGUGGCAAGUUGCAAAUGGCGAACAGGAAGUCGGCAAAUUUGUUGUCCUCAUUACCUACAUGGGCCAACUUCAGAGUCCGCUCAAUUUCUUCGGGACUUUCUACAGGAUGAUUCAGUCGGCUAUGAUCAACUCUGAGCGUAUGCUCGAGCUCUUCAAAGAGCAACCUACCGUGGUUGACAAGGAGGAUGCGGCGGAGCUACCAUCGUGCGAGGGCCAACUCCGAUUCCAGGACGUCCACUUUUCCUACGACCAGCGUAAGCCCGCAUUGACGGGUCUCGACUUCUACUGCACGCCAGGCACCACAACUGCCUUCGUCGGCGAGUCCGGUGGUGGCAAGUCGACUAUUUUCCGCCUCCUCUACAGGUUCUACAACACCCUUUCCGGCAGUAUCCAGGUUGAUGGCCACGAUGUCGAAGACCUCACGAUUGACUCUGUUCGCCGCCACAUUGGUGUAGUUCCUCAGGACACGGUCCUUUUCAACGAGACUUUGAUGUAUAACCUCAAAUAUGCCAAUCCGGAGGCGACCGACGAACAGGUCUACGAAGCAUGUAGAGCCGCCAGCAUUCAUGACAAGAUCAUGACGUUCCCAGACAAGUACGAGACUAAGGUCGGUGAGCGUGGCCUGCGCCUCUCCGGAGGUGAGAAGCAGCGUGUGGCUAUUGCUCGCACCAUCCUGAAGAAUCCUCGCAUCAUUAUGCUUGACGAAGCUACAGCGGCCCUCGACACCGAAACAGAACAGCACAUCCAGGAAGCGUUUACCUCAUUAGCGCAAGGACGCACCAUGCUUAUCAUUGCUCAUCGGCUCAGUACCAUUACUCACGCUGAUCAGAUUCUCGUCUUGCACAAAGGACGAGUUCAAGAACGCGGCACUCACGAAGAGCUCCUGGAGAGGAAUGGCCACUAUGCAGCAAUGUGGAAGAAGCAGAUUCGUGCUCAGCGAGCAGCCGAACAGGCCAAGGUGCUGAAGGACAAAGCAGACCGCCUGCGCCGCGAGUCCAAGGAUGGUAACAUUCGCCUCGAUGACGGAAGCAGCAGCCACUCCAACUCGUCAUCCGACGACGAAAGGAACAAGAAGACCAAAUCCGCACAGACCUCGAGCUCUUACCGCGAAGAAGGCUCUGGCAAACCUCAUGGACACCCAUAG